Bactrocera tryoni is the source of this 593-nucleotide messenger RNA. RefSeq lists its product as uncharacterized. The transcript has 2 exons. Bases 212 to 547 code for a protein of 111 amino acids. The record is from RefSeq and is a predicted model, not a curated record. NCBI's taxonomy places the organism in Eukaryota, Metazoa, Arthropoda, Insecta, Diptera, Tephritidae.
UUUAAUUUAAUUUAUCUAUAAUUAUUCUACAGGUUAUGCAUAAUAUUUAGGAACCUGGAUAAUAUACAUUAUUAUUCUUUAGUGUUGCACGAAUUGUUGUAAUCUAGCAACACAGAAGAGUAACUCAAAUUUGAAAAUAUCAAUUCAUCAAAUAUACAUAUAUUUUUUGUGAUCGCUGUUUAUUAUACUUAUUUUUUUAAAUCCUUGGAAUAUGUCGGAUAUAAUGGAAUUAUCUGACGAUAUCCGUGAUAUAUUUUGUAAAUAUAAGGAGAAGCAAAAGGCAGACCUUUUUCGAACACUUAAUGACGUAAAAUGUUGUGAAUGCGGCCAUCAAUCACGUAUGCGGACUGUUCAAAAUAAAGUAUCCAUCUAUCGGAAAAUGACAAUUUUUUAUCAAUUGAUUUUAUCCAUUUUAACCGUAUUGCUUUUGAUGGCCUUUUACGCAUUAUGGGCUGCCAGACGUUAUAACCAUGUACGUCUCUUUGGAACUAGCGCCUGUGCCUCCACUUUUUUGUGGACAUAUGACGACUGCACUGUAGCUCAUUAGAUUAUUAUGUUGCUUUACUGGAUACAAAAAAAACAAUGUAUUUCUA